AUGCAGAAAAUCCUACUUUUUGCAUUUAUUGUGGCUGUUGUGGCUGACGCGUGUACUUUGAAAUGUCCAGAUGGAUUUAUGACAUUCAAAAGAACUCCUACUUGUAAGAAUUCGAUGACAAGUUUGUGGUGUGUCAAGACAAUCUUCCCUGAACAAUUAAUCAAUGUCACGACUGCCAAGAGUCUUUGUGAAAAGGAAGGAUCCGUGUUGACUACUUUUGAGAAUGAUGAUGAACGUCUUCAAAUUUCUUCUGCUCUUCUCGCUGGAUUAGCUUCAAAGAAACAGUAUUAUGGAGCAAUGAUUCUGGAUGGACACCGUCUCUCUCAAUGUCAGACUCAAGACCGUUCUAUUCUGAGUGCUUCUCCCUGUAACUCUCCAACAACUGCCUUCACAACUGACGAUAAACAUACAGAUAACACUUUCAUGUUCUUGAAUUGGGCAGCAACUGAACCAAGUGCCUCAUUCUACGAAAAAGGAGUUGAAUCCUGUGUUCAGUUGGGAAUUCAUCCACUCGGUGAUCGUGAUAAGAAAAUCAAUGAUAUUCUUUGUGAUUAUGAGAAGUCUCCGUUGAAUCCUGCUGCCGGUUAUUUCUGGAAUUUCGGAGUUGCCUGUGGACGUCUCCCAGAUUAUCAAUGA
Molecule: messenger RNA, 636 nt
Organism: Caenorhabditis remanei
Lineage: Eukaryota; Metazoa; Nematoda; Chromadorea; Rhabditida; Rhabditidae
Exons: 4
Coding region: 1-636 (211 amino acids)
Source: RefSeq, a predicted model, not a curated record